UGCCACGAAAGCAGCGCUCGAAGAUGUGGAGAUUCCUGAGCUGCAGUCUGUGCCUCUUUGUGUCCUCUCUGCUCGGUCUGCAGACCCUCCGGGCCUCCGCUGAGCAGCUACCCGCUGAGGUGAAGACUGAAGUUUUAUUCAAGCCCGAGGAGUGCAGUCAGAGGAGCAAGAGAGGAGAUCUGAUCAAUGCACACUACGAUGGCUACCUGGAAAAGGAUGGAUCACAGUUCUACUGCAGUCGGUCAGCCAAAGAUGGACAUCCUCAGUGGUUUGUGCUGGGUGUCGGACAAGUCAUCAAGGGCCUCGACAUCGGGAUGAUGGACAUGUGUCCCGGCGAGAAACGGAAAAUAACAGUUCCAUCCGAACUGGCUUUUGGAGAACAAGGCAAAGGUCCGGUCCCUCCAAAUGCUACGGUGGUCUUUGAGGUGGAGGUGUUCGUGGUGUCCCGGGGGCCGCGCUCCCUGGAAGCCUUCCAAAAUAUGGACCUCAAUAAAGACAAAAGUCUAACGAAGGCUGAGGUGCAAGAGUAUUUGAAACUGGAAUACGAAAAAGGCGGGAAGCCUCGAGACGGCCCUUUCUAUGAGAAGAUCAUGGCAGAUAUAUUCCGCAAGAACGACCACGACGGAGACGGCCAGAUCAGUGUGAAGGAGUACGAUAUUUAUAAGCACGACGAGUUGUAGCCUGUGUGUAACGUGGAGGUAGAAUAGAUAACAAAUCUAAAGGGAACAUCCGUCCACACGUGGUGGCUAGCAUUCUUAUCUGCUAAUACUCUGCUGAUGUGUCACUAAGUGGCUUCCUAUGUUUCCCAGAAUGCCUUUAGAGAGCUCCUGUGGUGCCUUGUGUUCAUCUUUUUUUCUUUUAUGUUUUUUUUUUUUUUUUUUAUCUUUUCAAACUUUGUGCAUCACGGAAACACUUUGUAUCAGAGUUUUUUAAAAUCUUGUUGCAAGACUAAAACAGUACUGAUUUGCGAACAAAGGACUGAGUGUGGUGGGUGGAAAUGAUCAGUUCAUCACUGAAAACAUGUUUACAAUGUGCAACAACCACUAAAUACGAGCAUCUUUGAGAACAAACUUUCCCAGCUGUCUCUGAAUUUCCCGCCCACAAAUCUGCACAGACACAAGAUGCACAGUCUAAAGUGGAUGUACACAUUGAGAUGUCCAAUAAAAACAAGA
Messenger RNA from Salarias fasciatus (jewelled blenny), 1172 nucleotides. It is a transcript of the gene fkbp7, whose product is annotated as FKBP prolyl isomerase 7. The transcript is spliced from 4 exons. The record is from RefSeq and is a predicted model, not a curated record. NCBI's taxonomy places the organism in Eukaryota, Metazoa, Chordata, Actinopteri, Blenniiformes, Blenniidae. Bases 24 to 680 code for a protein of 218 amino acids. Gene Ontology annotation, molecular function: peptidyl-prolyl cis-trans isomerase activity; calcium ion binding.